Quercus robur (English oak) is the source of this 1491-nucleotide messenger RNA. Its product is annotated as putative disease resistance protein RGA4. Lineage: Eukaryota; Viridiplantae; Streptophyta; Magnoliopsida; Fagales; Fagaceae. The transcript is spliced from 2 exons. The coding region runs from base 1 to 1491 and encodes 496 amino acids. The record is from RefSeq and is a predicted model, not a curated record.
AUGUAUAGAUCGAAUGUGUUGGAUGACUCAAUGUUGAGUACUCUUAUUUUGGGUUUCAGACGCUUGCGUGCAUUAGAUUUACAUGAAUUGAAGAUCACAAGAGUGCCAAAUUCUAUAGGGAAACUAAUACAUCUAAAGUACCUCGAUCUUUCUUUUAAUAAGGAUAUUGAAACUCUCCCUGAUUCAAUUACUACAUUGUUGAAUUUGCAAACAUUAAAACUUUGUAGUUGUGAAGGUCUUAAAGAAUUACCCAAAGACAUGAGAGAAUUGGUUAGCCUCAAACAUCUUUAUAAUGAUGGUUGUGAUAAUUUGAGUCAUAUGCCUUCUGGAUUAGGGCAAAUGACUUCACUUCAAACAUUACAAUUAUUCAUUGUGAGCACCUCCUCCCAUACUGGUGGAUUAGGCGAAUUGAAGAAGCUAAACCUGCGAGGUACAUUAGAGAUCUCACAUUUGGAACGAUUGAAAGAAGUUAACUCAGAAUCCAUUGUUGUGAAUUUAAGGGAGAAGCAACAUAUUGAAAAAUUGAAAUUAAAAUGGUAUCGUCAAAAUGAAGUAGAUAAUAAUGAAGAUGAGAAGUUAUUAGAAGACCUCUGGCCACACCAAAAUCUCAAAUAUUUGGAAGUGCAUCAAUACAAUGGUGUGAAAUUUACAAGUUGGGUCUCUUCUCUCAUAUAUCUUGUUGAUUUAAGGAUAGAAAAUGGUAAGAGAUGCCGAUAUCUACCAUCAUUGUCUCAUCUCCGCUUUUUAAAAUCUCUAAGGCUUGACACCAUGAAUGAUUUGGAGUACAUAUCCGAUAAUGAUAUGAGUAAAAAGGUGCCUGCUUCAUCCACAAUAUUAUCAACACCGUUCUUCUCAUCUCUGAAGUCACUCACAAUAGAGGCAUGCCCUAAUUUGAAGGGAUGGUGGGAGAGAACAGGGAGGGAUUUAGUUGCAACAACAUCUGCGUCAACACCAGAUUAUCAACAAGAUCAGUCUCACCACUCACUGCCUUUAUUUCCUCGUCUUUCUCGUUUGCGGAUUAUUAAUUGCCCUAAAAUGACUUCCAUGCCCCUGUUUCCCAAUCUCGAAGAAUCUCUAUAUUUAGAGAAUGUCAGUGUGAAGCCUUUGCAAGAGACAAUGUCAAUGAAUUUUUUAGUUGCCUCUUCCUCCUCUUUACUGUCCUCUUCUUCUCCUCUCUCCAAAUUAAAUAAUAUGACUUUGGAUUCUAUAGAAGAUAUAGAGUCUCUUCCGGCUGAGUGGGCACUAAAUUCUCUCAAGGAACUACGAAUUUUGGAUUGUCCUAGAGUAACAUCUAUGUCUGGAGCGGUGCGUUAUCUCACCUCCCUCUGUUUGCUAUCAAUUUACAUUUGUGAGGAGUUCGAUCCAUUAAGAGACAUGCAUGAUGAUGGCAUGGAAUGGCGAUGCCUCAUUUGCCUCCGUGAUUUACGUUUCAGUGACAUUCCGAAACUGAAGUCUCUCCCUGUGGGUCUUCAAUAUGCGAGCCUAAUCUGA